AUGAGUGAUUUCGGAAAGCGAAAAAGAGAAAGUAAUUUUUCGGCAAAUGAAAAACAAUUAUUAGUAUCCAUAAUAAGCAAGUACGCGCAUAUUAUCGAGGACAAAAAGACUGACCGAACAUCUAUGGAUACCAAAAAUGAAGCAUGGAAAUGUAUUGAAACUGAAUUUAAUAGUUCCAAUGCAGAUGGUAUAUACCGAAAAGCAGAGAGGUUGAAAAAGUUUUUUUGUAAUAAGAAGCAUGACAUACGAAUUUUGAAGGCAGAGAAAGCCAAAUUAGGUUAUUUGGAAGCAAACGUCUUAGACAAUGAUGAGCAUGUCAUGGACACAGAAAUAAUUAAAACAUUUUAUGAUAAUGAGAAAAAGAAGGUAAAGAAGAAUAAUAUCGAGGAGAAAAAGUUCCUAAAUAAGACGGGUUGUGGCAAAUUACCCAUAAGAAAACUUGAUGAUACAGAAGAUGUAAUGCUGUCCAUAAUGAACAAAAAAACUAUAUAUGGAUUAACUCCACAUCAGUUUGACAGUGAUAAUGUUAGCACUCCAAAAAUACAAGUAAAUGAAAACGUGGAAUUUGAAUACUUGGAAGUUGAAAAUAAUGAAAAUCAACAUUCUAAUUAUGAGUCUGACAUGGACGAUGAUGAAGAAGACAACAAUUGUGAAAAUAAAUCAAAUCAGUCCUCCAAAACUCCAGUUAGACAAAACAAGAGCUGUUCUCGGCGGAGACCAACUGAAUUUGUAAAAGUGUUGUCUUCGUCUUUAUUCGCUGAAAAGUAUGACCUUCUGCUAGACAGAAGGUUAAUCCUCAGUGAAAAGUUAAUAGAGGAGUUAGAAGAGGAACGUGUUUUUAAAAGAAAAGAACGAAAACUUAAACUGGAACUCUUACAACUUGAAAUAGUUGAAAAAAAGCAGAAAAAAUAG
Molecule: messenger RNA, 912 nt
Organism: Psylliodes chrysocephalus
Lineage: Eukaryota; Metazoa; Arthropoda; Insecta; Coleoptera; Chrysomelidae
Source: the annotation of a GenBank genome assembly